Molecule: messenger RNA, 1053 nt
Organism: Alternaria alternata
Lineage: Eukaryota; Fungi; Ascomycota; Dothideomycetes; Pleosporales; Pleosporaceae
Exons: 1
Coding region: 125-727 (200 amino acids)
Source: RefSeq, a predicted model, not a curated record
CAGCUGGCCUUGGAUCCGGCUAUCCGUGUGUCAUCUAUCUCUUGACUGACUGUCAUCAACUCUGCUUCUACAACUACAAACCCAAUACACAACCACACAAAGCAUUCGCAAGCAGGUCUUCACAAUGCACGCCAAUACUUUUGCCAUCCUCUCAUCGGUCCUCUUCCUCGCAUUGUCGCCAUGCGCAGCCCGCGUUGUACCUCCCCAACCUCCACGCAUCCUCCCUCGCGAUGACGCACAGUCAUUAUUAUCGACAUCCGCUACAUCUCUAGCCGAUAAAUGCACCUUCACUCUUCUCCACAAGCAACUUAUCACCGCUGCUAAACCAAAAUCGGCAAGCAAGGGCAAGAUCAACUACAUCCAAAUCGACAGUUUGGAGGAUCAUACCAAUGGGCUUACCAUCGACGUCGCCUCUUCAAGACCACGGGCUGAGCGCAACUCGUACACAAAAAUCUCUGCGAAGCAAGUACUCACCAUUGCGGGGUUGUUGGAUGACACUAGCCUGACCAUUCACGGUACUGAUGGGGAUGAUGCGCUGAUCUUCGAGUCUGAUGGCGUGAGCUGGGCGACAGAGGGCGGAAGUAAGAGACUGAGGCCUGACGCCUGGUGCAACUCAGGCAUGUGGGUCGAGAGUGGGAGGGGAAGUAGGGAAAGAACAAUGGAGUGCGCGUUUCCCUGCGCCAGGAUUGAAGAGGACGGAGAGGACGAGAGAGAAGAGCUGCGGUAGAUGACGUAGACGUAACAUCCCGGAUCAAAGUGUGGGCUUCCGCGAGAUUUCCUUUGUACAUUAUACAUUCUCCAACCCCUUGAUACCCAUCAAUAAGAACAGCAAUCACAGCAGGCAUCUGUGGAAAAACCGUAGGAACUUCAUGACCUGAGCAAGUAAUUGUUCGAUUCUCUAUUCAAAGUGCUCUAUAUUUGGACAUCUACCAAUAACGAAGUUACCACACAAAUCACUCCACCUAAAUGACCAUUUCCGUGUCGCCGUCUAUUCUUGACCCAACACUUUCCACCUUCUUUCUAUCUGUUUCCAAAGGUCCAAGGAUCUCUGGC